Pungitius pungitius (ninespine stickleback) is the source of this 3441-nucleotide messenger RNA. RefSeq names its product transcriptional repressor scratch 1-like. Gene Ontology annotation, molecular function: DNA-binding transcription factor activity, RNA polymerase II-specific; RNA polymerase II cis-regulatory region sequence-specific DNA binding. Gene Ontology annotation, biological process: regulation of DNA-templated transcription. Lineage: Eukaryota; Metazoa; Chordata; Actinopteri; Perciformes; Gasterosteidae. The transcript has 2 exons. The record is from RefSeq and is a predicted model, not a curated record. The coding region runs from base 934 to 1902 and encodes 322 amino acids.
AAGGGAUGUGAAUGUGUGUGAGUGGCUUUGACCUACAUCUGGUGAAAAUGCACAAAACCCAAUCCAUAAUCUGAGGGACAUACCGAGACUCGCUUCCUACUGCUUUACAUUUCUACAAUGAGCUGGCUGUGUGUGUGUGAUGAUGAGGAUGAUGAAAUAUCAGAGGUGGUGGUGCUGCUAGCAGUGAGGGGGUGUGUGUUUGGGGCAGCAUACAUUGUGUUAGCUACUUCAUUGAAAGACAAUGGAGGACAAGAUGUUGUGUGUAGUGUCACCCACGUGCUUCUGCACCACUAUUGUCUGCCCUCCCUCCCUAGGAGGGGGAGACGAGGGGCGAAAGGAGGAGGAGGAUGUGGGAGGAGGUGGUGGGUUAGUUGACUGCUCUGUGUGUGCGUGUGUGUGUGUGUGUGCGUGGAGAAGCACAGACGGCUCGUGGUAAUUUGAUGUGUGUCCCCGGGGAUGUUUGAUGGAUUAAUGCUAAGCAGCUCCCUCAUCCAAAGCACCACCUGAUCUUUGGGGCUUGUGCCCCACAUAUAAAAGGCUGCAGUAGUGCUGAGCUCAGCUCGUCCAGCCGUCUCUCCCUCCCUCUCUCUCUGCCUCUCUCUGCCUCCGUUUCUCCUUCGCCACUUUCUGUCUUCCUCUCCAUCCUCACUGUCCUCUGCUUUCUCUCUGUCUCUCUUUCUGCUGCUUUCACUACAUUUCUCUCUCUUUUUCUCCUCUCUGGCUUUAGACCUUUGAGUCCAGGACAGAUUUCUCUGUAAACCUUUUUGGAUUUGGGCUUCAAUCCUCUGGCGUUUGGCCUUUUGGGAAGGCCGCUCGGAAGCUCAGCACAUUUCUCUUUUCUUUUUUUUUUUUUGUCUUUUGUUGUUAUCACUAGCCUGGUUUUCUAUGAGGAUCUAGCAACAGCUUUUUUUUUUCUUUAAUCAGGGAAAGAAAAUGCCACGUUCCUUUUUGGUGAAGCAGCCGAAGGUUCACGAUUUCUCGUCUUCCAACUACUACCAUCAGCACCAUCAGCACUGGGACGACUCGAGCACCGUCACGCAUGCCAUCACAGAGUCAGCCACCAACUUGGCGGUGCGCUUGAGCGAAAAUGGAUAUAUCCACGAUUACAUCAUCCCCUCGGUGUUGCAGACCACAAAGGAGCCAGGUCAUGAGCCGACCGGGCUCUCCUCGCUGCCCCUGUACUCCCCGGGCGGCAGCAGCGGGGAGGAGUUCUCCGACCACGACAUGGAGCACCCGGACAGUCCCGUCUCCAGCGGCACGGUGGAGUCGGACGGCAGCAGCCCCGAACUGGAGUCGUGCGGCAUCGGCGCCUUCCUCGUCUCCGACGGUCGCUCCCGCCGGAGGCCCAGCCAGAGGCGCCCCCGCAAGGCCGGCAGCCAGUCGGACAGCAGCGAGGGCGGCAGCUCGGCCGACUGCAGUCCCGUGAAAGGGAAAUCCAAAGGUCGCUACGUGUGCGGCGAGUGCGAAAAGUCCUACGCCACGUCCUCCAACCUGAGCCGACACAAGCAGACGCACCGCAGCCUGGACAGCCAGCAGGCCAGGAAGUGCCCCACCUGCCACAAGGUGUACGUGUCCAUGCCGGCGCUGGCCAUGCACAUGCUGACCCACGACCUGAAGCACGAGUGCACAGUGUGCGGCAAAGCCUUCAGUCGACCCUGGCUCCUGCAGGGCCACAUGAGGUCCCACACCGGGGAGAAACCGUUCGCGUGUGCCCACUGCGGCAAGGCCUUCGCCGACCGCUCCAACCUGCGCGCCCACAUGCAGACGCACUCGGCCUUCAAGCACUACUCCUGCAAGCGCUGCUGCAAGAGCUUCGCACUCAAGUCCUAUCUGAACAAGCACUACGAGUCGGCCUGCUUCAAGGGGCAGCAGCUGGACGACGACUGCAGCUCUGAGGACUGAUGGCGUAUCGUGUAUUCCUCUUUUUAAUUUGUAUUUAUACGCUUUUUAAUACAAAGAAAGUCAGAGAAAAGCUUCUUCUCUGGCUUUCACUUGCAUGCAUCAUAAUCCCGCCUUUUGAUAUAAGCAAUAACCCCACUUGAAAUUAUUCAGGAAUUAUGUAUGAAAUUCACAAGUAUAGAAUAUUUUAUAUUGUUUUUUAUAAAUUGAAAUUGCAAUAAUUUAAAUGCCAGUAUUAUUUUAUAUGCCAACGAGCUCUUAAGUUACCUCAAACAUAUCUUAUGCGUUACAAAAAGUAUUUGUGUAUUUAUUAAUUUAUUGAACUAUUUAUUUGCCAAUUCGGAAGAUUAUUUAUUUAUUAUUGGUUGAUGUAUUUGUGAAUUUAACAUGGAUUCAUGAAAAGCUGUGUAUUGGAUUUGUUGAAAACAAAAGCCAAAAUAUAUUCCGACACUCUAUAUUUCUCUGUCUGAUCAAUUUGAUGAUGACAAUAAAACGGAUAAAAGAAUUACUUAAACUCUCCUAUGCCUGAAUACAUGCAAAGAUGAAACAACUUUUAAAGUUGAGCAAUUUAAUUAUUAAGGGCAGUGACCUCUUGACAGUUUGAUCGUGGGGAAAAGUGAUAAUAAGUUCAAUAAUGAACCAGUUAGAAUCCAAAAUGUACAGACCAGGAAGUAGUUCCCCGACGGUCCAGUAAAGGGCGCUCUUCAAAUGUUCAGUAUUUAAGUGUUUUGGGUUCUAAAGGGUAGAUGUCAAAAUGCCAAAUAAAGAUGGCCUGAGGAUUUACUGGCUAGCUGCGUACUGAGUAAAGUUGUAACCUCUCUUAGGACGAGGAUUUAAUAACUAACUAACUAAACUGAUAAACUGGUACAAUCACAAAGUGAAUUAUGCUAUUAAUAGUGCUAUAAACUACUCUUCCAGACGAUCUAGUCUAGUUCGGCUAGCAGCGUCCAGCUCGUCCGUUGGCUGUUGUUCUUGGUCCCUCUGGUCAAAUCUGAAAACCCUGCCUAGCAUAACUGAUUUUUAUUUAAUCCAAGAGCACAAUACCUUUGAUGAUUAUACAGUUGACCUAAAGCUUCUUCAAGUAAACAUAAUAUGGCAUGAAAUAGAUCACAUUUAUCAUCUAAUAUGUAUCCCCAUUCUACUCGUAACAUAUUUCAUAUAACAUAACAUUAUUUUACUAUCAUCAUAAACAUAAUAUUUAACUCAUUUGGUAUAGACCAAAAUCUCAAAUUUCCCUCCCAGGAGUAGGUGCCGACACAUAGACCUGCUAAUUACUUUGAACCUAUAAACUAGAUCAUACUACAGGCUCCGUUAUAAAUAAUGCAAGCAAAAUGAUUCGUCCGAUGUCUUUAGAUCUGCAUUCUCUCUGUUGACCAUCAGGGGGCGACUGCUCCGGGUGCAAAAUAACUCAACACCACAUCUCACAUGAUUUAUUUCCUUAGUAACUAUGAAACCUAGUUCCAUGAUUUAAAUAAUGACUCAUGUAGAGUCAAAUAGACCAUUAAACAGAGUAUAUUACUGUGAUUGACAGCUGGCUGAUGA